Effrenium voratum is the source of this 970-nucleotide messenger RNA. The record is from the annotation of a GenBank genome assembly. Lineage: Eukaryota; Dinophyceae; Suessiales; Symbiodiniaceae.
UGGUCUUUGUGCUGAGCUUCCCGUGGCCAUGCCUUGCUGCGCCGCCUUGCUGCCGUCAUGCUGGCGACUGCGACGAAGGGGGCCGCAGCCCAUUUGCACAUGCGCCUCCUGCAAUGCGGCGCUGGACUUCUUGCUGUCCCCGGCGGGCCUGGAGUGCUUGAGCACAGCCUGCGAUCCCAAGCUCAUGGUGCGGCUGGGCUUCUGCAGCCGCAGGACGCAGCAGGGCGUCUUCCAGGAGCUCGCCGGAAGCUUCGACUGGCAGCAACUGGCCUACGCACAGGCCGUCCAGGAGCUGUGCCGAAAAGGCAACCACAUCUACUUCGGCUAUGGCGGGGGCACCACACCCUGCAGGGAAUCUUUGCCUUUCCUGCGGCAAGCGGCGCGCCUGUCUCAGAAGUUUCACGCGAAGAUCCACAUCGACGCCCACGCAGGAGUCCGUGCUCCGGGGCGGUUCGUGGCGAAGAACGUGAGCCAGGCGCGGGCCAAGGCCGUCUUGAAGGACUUGGCCUUCCAGGGUGUGCCCGCAAGCCGCAUCACCUUCACUGCUUGGGGCAAGGAGAUCUCGGGCACGUGGCCGGAGGACGACGAGUGCGUGGCCCGGGCCGAGCUCUUCUUCCACCGCCACGGCGCAGAGCUGCCGACUCGGCCCACGUACUACCAGUCCGCCAGGUCACAUGCGACGGUACACCACGGCAUCGAUGAGAUUGGCUUCGUGGACGACUUCCGAUUUAACUUCCAGCACUCGGAUCCUGACAGCCUGAUGCUUUACCUGCCAGCCGCCACGGGAUUUCAGCUGGUCUCCGUGCUGAACGCCGCAUGACAUCUCGCGCGAGCUGCAGGGAAAGUGCUGCUUCGUGAGGCUCAAAGAUACUCAAAGCCUCAGACGAGCGCGCGCACAGGCCAAGCAAGCCGCGUCAGUGGCUUGUUUCAAUCUCCCCACUUGUUUGCUAUUGGGUGGAUCUUUGGGCUU